This is a messenger RNA of Podarcis lilfordi (Lilford's wall lizard), 5314 nucleotides long. The record is from the annotation of a GenBank genome assembly. NCBI's taxonomy places the organism in Eukaryota, Metazoa, Chordata, Lepidosauria, Squamata, Lacertidae.
AUGCCUCCAGAGCUUGCCUCUCCUGCAGAGGAUGAUUUGCUGAUGCCCCAGGUGCCUCCUUUUGGAAGAAAGCGUCUUCAGAGGCGGCGAUCCAGGAGGGGAGGGCAAAGAAGAACAGAGAUGAUGCUUACACUUCCUCACAGGUACUUCAUCUCUGGGCUUUUAUGACGAUUCAGACGUCACCUUGGACCUCUAUGGGGUCAGGGUGAGGCUGUACCGGGUCUUUAAGGAUCAUCCUGGUUAGCUCAGCAGGUCAGCACGUGGUGCCAGUAAUGCCUAGGUUGCAGGAUUGGUCCCUGUAUGGGACAGCUGCAUGCUCCCCCAUCGUUCUAACUGGACAGAAGCCGGGUUGCAGGGGGCCAGGCAGAGGGCCUUCUCGGUGGUGGCACCUGUCCUGUGGAGAGCCCUCCCACCAGAUGUCAACUACCAGUCUUUUAGAAGACAUUGGAAGGCAGCCCUAUUUAGGGAAGCUUUUAAUGUCUGAUGCAUUACUGUAUUUUAAUAUUUUGUUGGAAGCCACCCAAGGGAAGCCCAGUUAGAUGGGCGGGGCAUAUUUUAUUUUUUUUUAUUAUUAUUAUUAUUAUUAUUAUUAUUAUUAUUAUUAUUAUUGAGUGGACUAGAAGAUUGUUGGUGUCCCUUCCAACUCUACGAUUCUAUAAGUAGCAAUUCACUAGGAUGGGAAUAUUAGUCGCAGGGCUGCCAUCAUCCCCACAGCUUGCUGGGAUCGCAGGGACGGGGACGUGUGGGCCACUUGCACAGCUCCACAUUUCAAAUGGAAAUUCCCUGAGCAGUAGAACCUGAAACUAGUGUGCAGGAAGCUGGCCCGGCGGCAGCUUUGUUGUUUAGGGGUUCUGGACAGCGUCAGCCCUGUAAAUUCACACAUCUUAGGUGGCAGCACAAGACGCCCCCUGCCCAAGCGGGGGCUUGGAGCUGGCAAGCAAUAGCUCCUUAUCUCUGGCCCAUAUUCCCAUAAAAUUAUCUCCCUUGAAAGCCUGGCUAAAAGGUUAUCUAGAGGGGUCAGCGACUUUGUGCUUGUGGGAAGGGUUUUCUCAAGGUUUAGGAUUCCUCUGGCUUUUCAGCCAGUGGCUCGGAAUACAGCAAAUCAAAAGUCAGCUAGAGAGCCACCUGAGGUAGCCAGAAAGAAGGUCAGGUAGCAGCUUGCAUUGGGACGUAUGGUGGGACCCCUAAGAAAGCCCCAUAUAAUUCCAUCUGAUCCUUAUUUAUCGCAUCCCUAAGGCACCUCAGUGAAUGACGCUAUCCUUAAGGAAUUGUUCCGUGAAGUUCACGUCUUUGGAGCAGGCGGUUGAGCUUACCACAAAAUUGGAAGAGGUGCCUUGUUGGCAAUAUGCUAUAUUGAAUCGGCUGUUAGGCUGCUGCUGGUUCACCCACGAGAUUUUAAGUGGUUGGGCUUUAAUUUGGAUGGUGCUCCUUAUAUUGAUAAGGCGAUGCCGAUGGGUUGCGCAAUAGACUGUGCAGCACUUGAGUCCUUUAGCGCCUUUCUGGAUUGAACAGUGCGAGUCUAUACUCAUUUAACUGGGGGUACCAUUUUUUGGAUUAUUUUACUGGCUGGUUCUUGUGACACCAGCCUCUGUGUAGGCUUGCUAGACAUCCUUUAUUCCCUCUGAGGAGCUGGGUGUUUCAUAGGCAGUGGAUGGGACCCCCUCUUAAUAUUUGGGGUUAGCUGGAUACCGUUGCUCAAACAUCUGCUUGCCUGUGGGGAAGCUGUUUGCCUUCAAGGAAGUUAUCUUGUUAUACUUCUUCUGAAGCAAGUGUUGCUUUGUCAAAUCCUAUCAUUUGCUAGGUCAGUUAAAUUAAUUUUGCAUGCAGAUUGGUUGCCCCAGGCCGCCCCUUCCGUUCCCGCUUGGCCAGGCUGCCUGUGGCCCGAGGUCCCCUUACCUUCGUGUACGCUUACCAAGUGAGGUCAAGGCGGAUCUCAUGCGGUGGUUGCAGUUCCUAAAUGGAUGCAAUAGUAGUUCACCAUGGCAGGAUACCUUGAACCUGCACAGCGAUUUUCAGGUUCAUGCUGAUGCUGCUGGAUCUUUGGCCUUUGGUUUUUAUUUCAGGGGCUGUUGGUGUGCAAAGCCAUGGCCUCAAGCCUGGUGUGGUGAGGCUAUCAUGUGACCUAACUUUGCUUGAGUUUUCCCCAUUGUAGUAGCAGUUCACAUCUGGACCGAGGAGUUCAGUGACCGUAGGAUCUGCUUUUGGUCUGAUAACCAGGCAGUGGUGAGCAUCUUGGCAGAACAGUCCACAUGCUCCAGCAGAGUCUCCGCCCCUCCGCUCACGCUUUUGAGCUGCACUGCUUAAGGUUUAAUAUUGUGCUUGCUGCUCACCUGCUAACAGGAUCCUCUAAUGAUAUUGGUGACACUCUAUCCCAUUUUCAGAUGGAGUGCUUCAGAUCCUGGGCUCCAGACUCUCAGCUAUUGCCGGACUUUUCUGGACCACCUGUUGCACUUUGACAACAAUUAGUAAUUACAGGGAGUAGCAGAUUCCAUUCCUCUUCUGCUUUUAGCUCUUAUGGGGAGGCCUGGACUGAUUUCUUAGGGUUUAGUUGACAGCCCUUGGCCAUUCAGAGGAACUUGCCCCCAUCCGCUGAGCAGAUCCUGCAGGAUUUGGCCCACUUGCUGCAGAUUGGAUGUGCUGUAAACACUAUCAGAAUUCAGUCCGCUGCAAUGUCUGUUAUAGUGAAGCUUAAUUUUUCAGAGACCCUUGAAAAAAAGUUUGUCGUGCACAGGGCCUUGAACGGUUGGAAUAGGCUCCAACUUCAUAGGUUGGCGCACCUCUUCCAAUUGGGCCGAGUGGCCAGGACGCUCAGGAUCCAACCGGCGGCCAUUUCCUUUUUCUGCAAAGCCUUUUUUAAUAAAGACCCUUGCGCCAAAUUUGUGGUGCGCAAGGCUGUGGAAGGCUGGGGUAGCCUGGGCACUCUAUCCCCUGUGGUAAGGAAGCCUAUAACUUUUGAUUUGCUGACCAGCAUGCGCUCAAAGUUGAGGAGCAUUUGCUGGUUCAAAUAUGAAGCACGGCGUUUUUCAGCCGCCUUUUCCUUAUCCUUUUUUGGCGCCCCGAGGGUAGGUGAGGUGGUAUUGGAGUUCACCCGCGGCAGAGAGUCAAGGGGACUGCUUUUGCAGGACGUAACUCUAUCCCCUUUGGAGGUGGUCCUGUUUAUCCAGAAUUUGAAGACAGACCAGUUAGGCAGGGGUGCCACUCUUAGGGUGCCUGCCACUGGAAAUAAGGGUCCUUGCCCAGUUAAGGAUACCUCCAGGUAUUUGGAUCUCAGGCCACGGGGGGAGGGUCCAUUCCUUAUUCAUGAGGAUGGUGCCCCGUUGACUACGCAUCAAUUUGCUAAGGUGAUGCGGUAAGCGAUUGCAGCUUGUGGUUUGAAAGCAGCAGGUUAUGCCCCUCAUUCUUCCGCAGUGGUGUUGCCACUACAGCAGCUCAUUGGGGACUGUCUGUAGAAAGCAUUAAGAACAUGGGCUGUUGGAAGUCCAAUGCAUUUUGUGGAUAUGUGCAUAGACAUCAUUGAUCACCCAUAUGUAUAUUUGCUUGUCUUCUCUUAGGUGCGGCUGCUGUUCGCAUUGUGGGCCACAGCAUUGUCUACUGGGCCGGUAUCAGAGCAAGGGAGUCUGGACUUGGACUCAGUCUUGGCUUUCCUCAACACGCGCAAGUGUCUUGGCUGUCCAGGUGUAGAAUGCUGUGGGCCGAAUUGCUUCCCCUUGUUCGGAAGCAUGUGAUGUUGGAGGGGCCCCCUACAGCUAUUGUGCUGCAGUUAGGGGGAAAUGAUCUGCUUGCCACAGACUGUUGUUCUUUACGUUUUACAGUUCAAAAGGACCUGGCUGAAUUGGCAGAGUUUUUGCCGGGUGUGAAAGUUUUUUGGUCCCAGUUGCUGCACCUGGCGUGGCAGUCGCUGUCCAGCCGCCACUGAUGGAGCCAGAAAGCGUGUUAAUAAGGUGGCAAUGAAAGCAGUCAUUGCUCAUGGUGGUUCUGUGAUUGCGCACCCCGAUAUCACCUUCAAGGCGGCCGUCCUUUUCAGGGACAAUGGUGUGCAUCUUUCCCCGUUGGGAAAUGGCACAUGGUUAAAUUCUGUUGUGUGGGUUUGAAGGUGGAGCUGCAGUUGUGAGUGGUUGGCGGCGAGCUUGAGGGCUCGGUGGUGGUUAGGCAUUGGUUUAUGGUUUGGUUGGUUGAGGGGAAGUGGUUGAGUGCCUGCCCUUGGUAGGUUGAGUGCCUGCCCCUCUAAUGCUGCUGCUGCAAGGGAUUCCGUUAAAGGAAUUGGGGGCUAACUAUUGCUUGUCCACUCUGUCAAGGGGGCUCGGGCCAUAGCAAUGAGCUCCUGGUUGCAUUUGGGGUGAGGGCAGGUUCCCUGCUCCGCGUAACCCCCAAGUGUAUUUCCCUAUUCUGACUUUUGCAUUGUGCGGAAUGUCAGUCUGUCCCCCAUGGUGGGGGCAGAUAGUCGCAACCAAUGCCUAAGCAACCACUCACAAAUUUGUAUUUCAAUAAAGUUGUGGCCAAAAUUAUGCCAAAAAUCUUAAACAAAAAUUCUGUGUGAUGUGUGAGUUAUUGGGGUGGCCCUGGGGACCUCGACACGCAACAAGUGAUUUCCCAGCUUUAAAAUAAAACCAAAACUGAAAUAAUACUUCACAGCUAUAAAGGACAAGUUUUGCUCUAAUUUGCCCUAAUCUUUAUUGAAAAGAAAGUAUCUCCCACACUCAAAAGUCAUUUUGCUUGCAAAUGUCACAGGCAAUGUGUACACAUUUUUUAAAUGAAGAGAUAAACUUUAUCCUUGCAGAAUCCAAGUUGGACUUGUAGUUGAAGUAGCUCUUCAGAUGUUAUCUCUGGGCCAGAUAUUCUGUCAAACAGUGCAAUAAGUAAAUGGGAAUGUUCACCAAUUAGGAUAUAUUGUCUGAAACACUUGUCGGCGAAUAGUUUUCUGCAGAUGUUUGGGUGCUAGAACGUAGUGCUAAAAGCAGCGACGUCUAAGAUUCAAGAUAUUUUUUUCCUGCCUUUUCUUUUUAAAAAUUCAGCACAAGUGUAUCUGCUGAGUAUAUGGUCCUGAACAUCUGCUAUCAGUGGAUAAUGUCAAUGGUUUAAUGUUUCUUUGGGGAUAAUUGAAGUUUAUCAAGUGCAAUGCAGUUCUGUCAAGUUGGAAGUAACUUUGCCUUUUCUUUCUUAGGGAGGGCAGUUUCGAGGUUGCAAAAAAAAAAAUGAAAUAAAACACUAGUGCUUUUCUUAUAUUAUUUCAUCAUCUUCAUUUAUUAUUUCCAGAGCAUUUAACAUGUACAAAGCACUGUGCAAUGGACAAAAACUCACUGUGAUCCCUACCUAA